GCUUGAGCUGUGUUCGAACUUGGGUCAAAAAAAAGAAAAAGUAAAAAGAAAAAAGACGAGCCCUUUUGCUUCUUGUUGUUCAUACUCAAACCUGGUUUGAGGUUUCUGUUUCUCCAUCUCCAUUCUCUGAGGUUUGAGGAAGGUUGAGCUCUGAUCAAUUGGACCAAAGAUUGACAAUAGCAGCUUAGGCUUCUGCUAGUUCUCAAUCCAUCUCAAGCUAAGGCACUGCGUAACUUCUGGUUGCUCUUGGAAGAUAGAGAUACAUCUAGUAUUCCAGGCAUAAUACAAAUGUACCUAAUUAUACCAUAACACAAUUGUUGGACAUGGACAUUAAGGAGGCAGAGCGGGUAGUGAUAGCUAAACCUGUUGCGACAAGGCCUACUUGUUCCAGCUUCAAGUCAUUCACGGAGCUUCUUACAGGUGCUAUCGAUGCAGCGCCCUCUAAUGUAUCUUCUGAAACUGCUGUUCCUGCCAUCAGACCAAAGACUGUAAGGUUCAAGCCAACAGCCAAUCAUCCUGUUGCUGCAUUGGUUUCUUCCCAGGCAGAGACCUCUGGUGCUGCAAUUAGUAAUUCAGCAGAGAAGGUUUCAAAAUCAGAUAGUAAAUCAACUGUUGUGUACAAACCAUUGGCGAAAGUUGUAUCGAGGGCGACUGUUUCUGCCUUGGCUAAUCUGGGAAACUUCAAUACUAGCCAGCAACAAACACAGUCAUCAGUUGGGACUGGUGUGGUUCUACGUCCAAACCGUGAUAAAUCCUAUAAAACACAACUCGUCUCAAACAUUUACCAGAAAAGUCGAUCAUGUGCCGAGACAAGCCAGACUACAGAACCAGUAAAGAUAGUAUCUCAAAAUAUGGAAGAGGAUGCAAAGAAUAUCCCAGCUGCAGCCAAUAGUGAUAGGCCUUCUUAUGAUGGAUACAAUUGGAGAAAAUAUGGGCAAAAGCAAGUCAAAGGAAGUGAGUACCCACGAAGUUAUUACAAGUGCACACAUCCGAAUUGUCCCGUGAAAAAGAAAGUCGAGAGAUCUUUGGAUGGACAGAUUGCUGAGAUUGUAUACAAGGGUGAACACAACCACUCAAAGCCUCAGCCUCCAAAGCGCAGCUCAUCUGGGACGCAAGGGUCAGGAUUUGCAUCUGAUGCAACUGGUCAAGAUUACAACACCCGGUUAUGGAAUAGUCAUCUUAAUGAAAAGAAUGAAGGUUCUGAAGGUAGAGUAGAGGAUCAGAAUGAAGUUGGAAUACCAGUGCAUUCUUAUCAAAGCAAAAACAUAGUACAUUAUGAUCCACUUGCAACUGGAAAACUAAAUGCUGGCACUGCAACUCCUGAUAAUUCUUGUGGAGUUAGCGGAGAAUGUGAGGAAGGAAGCAAGGGAGUUGAGACAGAGGAUUACGAGCCUAGAAGUAAGAGAAGAAAAAGUGAGAAUCAAUCAAGUGAAGCAGGCAUAUCGGGCGAAGUCAUGCAAGAACCUCGUGUUGUGGUGCAAAGUUCUGCAGAUACUGAGAUUACAGGUGAUGGCUUCCGCUGGAGGAAAUAUGGGCAGAAAGUUGUCAAGGGAAAUCCAUAUCCCAGAAGUUACUACAGAUGCACCAGUGUCAAAUGCAGUGUGCGUAAGCACGUCGAAAGAGUUUCAGAGGAUCCGAAAGCCUUUAUCACAACAUACGAGGGAAAGCACAACCAUGACAUGCCACUGAGGACCGCAAACCCAGGGGCAUCAUCGGAAAAGGAUCCACAGGCCCCUCCUUCAAGUAAAGAAAAGCCAUGAACCUGUCAAAUUCACACUCAGGGAUCAAGCUAUUGAACUCCAUCUUUAAUCUGACAAAAAUGUCAAAUUGAGCUUGCAGUGGAUUCAAAUCAUAUAUCAGACACCAAAUAAGCUGCAGUAAUAUUUCUGAUGCCCACUUUGAUUGGUCUGCUGCAAAUACCUGGUGGAAUGGAAUCUCUUUGAAAGUUGUUGGUUGAUGGAGACAUUUAUUUAUAUGGGAUUCUGGAAACAUAGAAAUGGGUGAAAAUUAUUUUGGCUGAAUUUUCCCUAUUGCCGCCGCCGCCGCCGCCUUAGUUCAUUAGUAGAGUAACAUAAUUUUUUUUCUCUUUUAAAUGGUAGCCAUCCAGCCACUUCAUAGUUCAUAAAGUAAACCUUUCGUAGUUACACAUUGAUGGCAGUUGGGUUGAUAACUUGGUAGCACUCAUCCCACUAAAUUGUAAGGACAGAGACAAGUUUAAAGAUUCAAAUCUUAGUGAGGUAGUGGAUGUGUUACUAUUAUCAGCGAAGUAAUAUUUACAGAUUGCAUAGU
Fragaria vesca subsp. vesca is the source of this 2289-nucleotide messenger RNA. RefSeq names its product WRKY transcription factor 44-like. The coding region runs from base 324 to 1760 and encodes 478 amino acids. Gene Ontology annotation, molecular function: sequence-specific DNA binding; DNA-binding transcription factor activity. Gene Ontology annotation, biological process: regulation of DNA-templated transcription. NCBI's taxonomy places the organism in Eukaryota, Viridiplantae, Streptophyta, Magnoliopsida, Rosales, Rosaceae. The record is from RefSeq and is a predicted model, not a curated record. The transcript is spliced from 6 exons.